AUGUCGAGGACGCAGAGCUCGGAGUACUUGCCGAUGCCGAGCUUCCGCUUGAUGGCUGACUACAGCAGCCCACCCCUCGAAGAUGAUGUCCUGGGAGAGGCGGUGCCCCUGUCAGCGCUGAAGCCCUUGGCACAGCUCGGCGCGGGCGAGUUUUGCACCGUGCACCGUGCCACCCUCCGCGGGAGCAUGGUCGCACUGAAGCGACUGCGCCCUGCCCGCCUUGCCUUGGGCGAUAGCAGCAGGCUCGACCUCGGGCGGGAAAUUGCCGUGCUAUCGCGCGUCGAGCACCCGAAUAUCAUCCGCCUGGUCGCGCACGGCGUCGAUGGGGACGGGGUGCCGUUCUGCUGCCUGGAGAUGUUUUCUCAGCCACUGAGUGCGCUGCUGCCUUCGGGUGCGGAGGUGGGCUUCUUUGCUCGCCAGCGGGAGGCGCGAAAGUGGCCCCUCGCCCGAGGCCUAUCUGUUGGGCUGCAGCUGGCGGAGGCGCUGCGCUAUUGCCAUGACGAGUUCAUGCCUGGCUACCGGCUCCUGCACCGUGACCUGAAACCCGCCAACGUCGGCAUCAUGCCCGAUGGCCGCGCGGUGCUCGCAGACUUUGGGGUGCUGUCCCUCUGGAAGAGGGACGCGGCCGACGACGGCGACGUCCGGAAGCUUACGGGCGUGACGGGCUCGCUCCGGUACAUGGCGCCGGAGGCGGAGGUCUUCUCCUUUACAUCGCUGCUCUACCACCUGCUCUCGCGCCGCAAGCCGUUCGCGCUGAUGACGCCCGAGAUGUUCCUGCGCGAGGCGUGCCGCGGCGGAAAACGCCCACCACUGGCCAAGGCGUGGCCACUGCCGCUCCGCAGCCUGAUGGCGGCGAGCUGGUCUGCGAAGCACUCAGUUCGUUUUUGGGCCCGGCGCGUCAUGCUGGUCCCGCUCGUCGUCACUGUGCUCACGCAGCCCGCCCCGCUGGCUGAGAAGGCGACGGAGGCGGCGGUCUCCGCGCAGCCCAUACCGCCGACAGAGAAGGCUGCGGGAGAAGCGGCACCGCCGACCGAGAAGUGGGUAACGGGGGGAUGCGACUGGCGGGGCUGCGCACACACUAACCACCUGACCGGCACCACUACGCUAACCGACUAUAAGGGCGGAAAGAUCACUACGAACAAAUGGACCGGCCAGACCACUGCGAGCAACCACCAGGGCUCCUACACCGCCAACAAGUACACGGGCCAAUACAAGGCUGAAGGGGUGAACGGAAAGAUCGAGGGCAACCACCACACGGGCGACUGGCAGGCGCAAGGGUGCAACGGCUGGGGCUGCGGGACCUCCGGCGGCAACCACCACUCGGGCGACUGGUGGGCCACACCUCACCCUGCUCCUGGUGGCAACCCUACAGUGUGUUGCAUGGCUAUGACCGCCUCGUGCAUGGCCUGCCAGAAGGGCGUGAGCCUCAGCGCCUGGUGCGCGGCCCACCCUGGCUACGCGGGCUGCCCGACCGCAGUCUUUCCGCGCCCAGGCAUGCCGGGCGGCAACCCUACCAUUUGUCAGCUAAAAUGGGCGCAGUGCGGCGGCAACUCCUGGACUGGCGCCACCUGUUGUGAAGCUGGCUCCGUCUGUACUGCAGACAGCGCCUGGUAUAGCCAGUGCAAGCCAUCCCGCAACUACCUUCGAAAGAUUGACGAGGCCGGCGAGCUGGUCGCAACCCACGCCGGCGUCUUCGCCGCAACCGGCGCCUUUGCCGCCAUCUUCUUGGCCUUCGGACUCUUGCGCCGCUCGCGCGCCAGCAAGCCAGAUGCGGCCACGGCCGGGGCGCCGGCCAUGCAGCUGGUGUGAAGUGACGGCGGCGGCCGCGUCGCGCGAAGACGUGCGAUCUGCGAUGCGCCGCGCGCUGGGCUCCAACUCCGACGCCGCGCUGGAGCACAAGCAACCACCACGAAGUCGCAAGUGGUGUGCGCCACGGUGUCCGGCCAGGUGUGAUUUAUAGUUCUCGGAGGGGUGUGAUCCUAUCGGUGUGUUCGGAUGUGUUCAUAUUUUACACGAGUUGUUUCUGU
Messenger RNA from Emiliania huxleyi CCMP1516, 2027 nucleotides. RefSeq lists its product as hypothetical. The coding region runs from base 1 to 1809 and encodes 602 amino acids. Gene Ontology annotation, biological process: protein phosphorylation; carbohydrate metabolic process. Gene Ontology annotation, molecular function: ATP binding; cellulose binding; protein kinase activity. Lineage: Eukaryota; Haptophyta; Isochrysidales; Noelaerhabdaceae. The transcript has 7 exons. The record is from RefSeq and is a predicted model, not a curated record. Gene Ontology annotation, cellular component: extracellular region.